CAAUUAUUUUAUUGAAAGUUUGGGAAAGUUCAUCACUUUAAUCAGAAUUAGGGCCAAAAGGAUAGUCUGCAGGAUAAAUCAAACAGUCCACAGCAGAUUAGUGCAAUUUGGGAAAUAACGCGUAAGACUACUGAGAUUUCCAAGAAACUCAAAUUGGUGCAAACCCACAUGGAAUCCGAGGAAGAUGAAACCCCCUAUCUACACUCAAAGCGGAGCAGACCCACAAACCAUAUUGCUCAAUUUCCAUCAACUUCAAUGCAAGAUUCAAGCUUCAAAAUCCCUAUUCUCCCAGCUGAACUCAUCACUGAAAUCCUCUUAAGGCUUCCAGUGAAAACCCUCUUGAAAUUCAGGUGUGUUUCAAAAUCUUGGCUUUCUUUAAUCUCUAGCACCGAAUUUGUCAAGACCCAUCUUAGUAUAUCUGCUAAUAACAAGGACUAUACCCAUCAUAGGGUUAUGUUGAGUUUUGUUCAACCUGAAUACAAUCUUAAGGACUGUUCCCUUAGUUCUUUACUUUAUGGUUCUGUUACUGACGCGUUGGACAUGGAUUAUCCCAUGAAACACCCUCAUCAAUCUGUUUGGAUUGUGGGUUCUAUCAAUGGGACGAUUUGUCUUGCCAUUGAGGAAAAUGCCUUGUUUCUAUGGAAUCCAUCUAUUAGGAAGUUUAAGAAAUUGCCCGACUCUAGACCUACAUUAAAGUGUGGUUAUUAUUUCAUGUAUGGUUUUGGAUAUGAUGAGCUUCAUGAUGAUUAUAAGGUAGUGGGUAUUUUCUGUACUUUCGGUUCUGGCGGUUCCUAUGAUGUUGAGGUCAAAAUAUAUGGUCUAAAGAGUGAUUCUUGGAGAAAUGUUGAUGAUUAUCAGGGUGGGGUAUUACUGAAUGAUUCGGGUAAGUUUGUGAACGGAAAGCUUCAUUGGGCUACUACUGCUGGUCUUGGCGUGUAUAAUGGCUGGGAAAUCAUUUCUAUUGAUUUGACUGAUGAGAAAUGGGGAAAGGUGGAGCAGCCCUGCUAUGGAGAAGGAAGAAUUGAUUUUGUAUUGGGGGUUUUGGGAGAUGAUCUUUGCGUGCUUUGUAAUUAUCAGAGAACUUGGGCAGAUGUGUGGGUUAUGAAGGAGUAUGGCGUUAAAGAGUCUUGGACAAAAAUGUAUUCCAUCAGAUGUCCUAACGAUCCUGGGAAGUAUAUGUUUUCUCCACCCCUUUGCAUGUCAAAUAAAGGUGAAAUUUUGCUUGUGUUUGGAUCAAUUUUCAUGAAAUACAAUCCUGAUGAUGACUCGAUCAGCUAUCCAGAGGUGACUAACUUUGAUGCAUGUCUUGAGGCGGAAAUCUACAUUGAAAGCCUAGUUUGCCCCCUUCUACAAAAUGAACCAAGGACACAAGAACAAUGAAGGCUGCAGAAGGUCAGAUGAAUGACAAUCCUGUAACUUACAACAUGAAGUGAAAAGCUGCGUUAAGAACAACUAAUUCAGCACGUGCCGACUGCAUGGAGCGCAAUGAGGAAGCAUGGGUUUUCCCUGUUUUACUGUUCAUUGUGAUGUACUAAUGUUAUUACCAUGUGCAUAUAGUUGGUAGCUUGAAAUUGCAUAUCUCGUCGUUGAUAGCUUGAAGUCAAGUUCCCCACAACAAAAUGUGGAACAAGUUUCUCCUUCCCUUAAAUGUCUGUUGUAUGUAGACUGAUCUGAAUUAGAUGUUGUUCUACCAUCUGUUACUUAUGAUGAUAUUAGUUAUAAUGUUAUCUUUGUCAACGAAAAGGAAAAAGAAGCCAAAAAGAGUUGUCCAAUGAUA
Messenger RNA from Nicotiana tabacum (common tobacco), 1777 nucleotides. Its product is annotated as F-box/kelch-repeat protein At3g23880. Lineage: Eukaryota; Viridiplantae; Streptophyta; Magnoliopsida; Solanales; Solanaceae. The record is from RefSeq and is a predicted model, not a curated record. Gene Ontology annotation, molecular function: protein binding.